UUUGCCCUGCCCUGCCCGAUGGGCAGCCUGCUGAGCGGGGUCAGCUUCAAGGAGCCCACCACGGUGGAGGACUGCGACUCCACCUGGGAGACCGACUCGGAGCCCGAGGCGGCGGAGCCCGGCGGGGAGCCGCGGCGGCAGGAGGGGGUGUGCACCGCCGCGGGAGGCGGGGAAGAGCCGGCCGAGCUGCCCGCCGCAGACUGCCGGCCCCAGGAGCCCCCGCCGCCCCCGUCCCCGCCGCCGGAGGAAGGGGAGCGGGCAGAGGCGGACGCCACCAGCCCCGAGCAGAGUGCUGAUGGAACUGAGCUGACAGCCAAGCCUAAGAGAAGCUUCUACGCAGCAAGAGAUUUAUACAAGUACCGACACCAGUAUCCACAGAACUUUAAAGAUCUUCGAUAUCAAAAUGACUUGUGCAAUCUCCGCUUUUACAAAAAUAAAAUCCCAUUUAAACCUGAUGGGGUUUAUAUUGAAGAAGUCCUAAAUAAAUGGAAAGGAGACUAUGAAAAACUGGAACAUAACCACACUUACAUACAGUGGCUUUUCCCACUGAGGGAACAAGGUCUGAACUUCUAUGCUAAAGAAUUAACUACAUAUGAAAUUGAGGAAUUCAAGAAAACAAAAGAAGCAAUUAGAAGAUUCCUUUUGGCUUACAAAAUGAUGUUGGAGUUUUUUGGAAUAAAGCUAAUUGAUAAAACUGGAAACGUAGCACGAGCUGCUAACUGGCAAGAAAGAUUUCAACAUUUGAAUGAGUCUCAACACAACUACUUGAGAAUCACUCGAAUUCUGAAAAGUCUUGGUGAGCUUGGAUAUGAGAGUUUCAAAUCUCCCCUCGUAAAAUUUAUUCUCCAUGAAGCUCUUGUGGAAGAUACCAUUCCCAACAUUAAGCAAAGUGCUUUAGAAUAUUUUGUGUACACUAUCAGAGACCGAAGAGAAAGGAGGAAACUCCUGAGAUUUGCCCAGCAACAUUAUACGCCCUCAGAGCAUUUUAUCUGGGGACCCCCAAGAAAACAGAAGUCGGAGGGAAGCAAACCAAAUAAAAAGCCAGCAUCUCCAAUUUCUAUUCACAGUAGUUAUAUUUCUAAGCAUAAGAAACCAAAAGAGCCUAAGAAUACAUCGGCAAGUGGAAGCUCAGCUGGUAAAACAACUGAAGAAAGAAAGGUAGAACUCACAAAAAACGGAGAAGAAAAUGACGAGGAUGAACAAGAAAUGAACUGUGAUGCUGUUAGGCAGAACAACAGUGAAAAGGACAGUGAUACUGACACCGGUCAGCUUUCAAAAUCAGAAGAAAUUCAUGAUACUUCAGACAGAAAGGAGGACGCUUCUCAUUCCAAAAAAGAUGAUGAAAAUCUGAACAAUGACUGUGGAAAUCACCCAGGCACUAUAGCGAAAGAUUUAUGUGACACUGAGAAUUCUUCAAAUAAUGUGUCAGCAGAUCUACAAGAUAACCUUGAUAAGGAUACGCUUUCAGGGGGGACCACCACAAAAAACAAGGAUGAGCUCAAAUCAUGAGCCUGAGGUUAAAAAUCAUUAUGUUUCAUAUUGAAUGAAGCAAAUUAUUCAUUGCUCCUUCAUUUUGGGUGAAAUUUCCAUCUAGUAUAGUAUAAAAUGUUCAUGAGGCUAUGCUUGUUGCGAAUGCAUCAGAUUAGGCUUCUGUUAGGUUAAUGAAUUUUAUUUUUUUCAACCUCAGUUUAUCAGCAGCCAACCAGGUGUGGCUCUUUAAAACAAUUGUGUAUAUUCAAAGCUAAGAAAUUAAUUAUCUUUUCCAGACAGAUUGCAUAGAAAAGCUUAUCUAUUUUUUUGUCAUUAAAUUCAUCCAGUAUUUAAAAAAAAAAAAAAAACAAAACAAACAAACCUAACUUACUAGAAAGCCUUGGAACAUCAGAAUUUUUAAGUUUCUUUUAAUAUGCUAUAAGUGUUGAUUUCCUUUUAUGAAAUGACUAGAAAUUAUUUCGAGAGCACAGUUUUUUCCCUAGUGGAUAUUUUUUUAGGAACUAUGUUCAUGUUUAACGGCAGUAUUUGCACAGCAUCUUUUACCUUAGAUUAGCGUCCUUGCCGGAGACACUUAGUAACGGAUUUCAAAAUGUCCUAUGCAGCUGGGUAUCAUUGUACAUUGAAUAAAAGUUUAACUUACAGUGAAACUGUAUCCACAGC
Gymnogyps californianus (California condor) is the source of this 2151-nucleotide messenger RNA. It is a transcript of the gene OGFRL1, whose product is annotated as opioid growth factor receptor like 1. The transcript is spliced from 7 exons. Gene Ontology annotation, molecular function: opioid growth factor receptor activity. The coding region runs from base 19 to 1509 and encodes 496 amino acids. Lineage: Eukaryota; Metazoa; Chordata; Aves; Accipitriformes; Cathartidae. The record is from RefSeq and is a predicted model, not a curated record. Gene Ontology annotation, cellular component: membrane.